AUGUUCCGUACUGUCCUGCGCGCCCAACAGGGCGACGUGAGACCACUGCCGUACACCGCAUCGCCCCUGAAGCUGCUGUGGAGCGACACCUGCCUUUUCUUCCAGAGUGCCUGGGCCUUGCCACGCGUUUUCCUUCCACUUAACCUCGGUCGAACAUGGCCGCUGGAUGAAUUCUAUCCAUCCUGGCGAGACUUUGGAGAUAUCAGUGUUCACGCCUUUCUCGUUGUGUACCAGUUGCUCUUUCUCCUGUCCCUGCCGAUCGUCAUCAUUUUCCUGAUCCCGACGCUUUGGGUCCUUGCGUACAUUGCUAUUGCUCUGUUCUUCAACUAUGCCGUCUGCAAAAUUACGCUUAGUGGCUUUAAGCGAUUUUUAGUGUCCGGAGUUCCGGUCGCCGAACGGCCGGGCCAUGAGCGGGAGCAUUGGAUCUACGUGAAUGGGGUCGCAGUAGGCCAGCACUGGCUACAGAAACAUGUCGAUUUGCUCUCAUACACCUUCGGCCGCCGGGUAACCGGGGUGCUUAACCCCACUUCUGGUAUCAUAUUCGAUGUUCUUCAGUGUCUAAUUCAACGCGACUUCUCAUAUGCCACUCAGGAUAUUCGAGACGCGUACGUGCUUAUCAAGAAGGCGCUAUUGAAUCCCCAAUAUGAUAAGGUCAUUCUCAUACUCCAUAGCCAAGGAGCAAUUGAAGGGGGCCUUGUCAUCGACUGGCUACUAGACGAGCUUCCUCAGAACCUGCUGCACCAGCUAGAAGUAUACACUUUUGGUAGCGCUGCGAACCACUUCAACAACCCCAGCCAAUCGCAAUCGACUCAACAGACAAGCCUGCAAAUUUCCGACGCCGAUCAGCAGUCCCAUCAGUCCAUCGGUUACAUCGAACACUAUGCCAAUGCGGUGGACUUUGUCAGUGUGUGGGGAGUUCUGCAUUACAUCAACACUCCAAAUCGCUACAUGGGCCGGUUGUUUGUCCGUCCCGGCUCCGGACAUCUGAUGAACCAACAUUAUUUGGAUAAUAUGUUCACGCUCGGACCUGACCGAAAGGUUCUAGACUCGAAUCCCUUUAUGGAUAUGGAGGUGGACAUGCAAGAAGGCACAGCCGACAGCAACACACCAGAUCUGAGGCCAGGAUUGGCUUCUACACCCUGCGAUGCGUUGCUCCCGAACAUGUCCAAGAGAGAUGCGUCGCGCACAAUACCUCAGACGAUUCAUGGCAGUAAGGUUCUGCGUGUAAAAGAUUUCAGCCGUCUCUGGCAGUACCGAAAUGGAGGCUCACCGACCGAUGUGACCCAUGAUUAA
Molecule: messenger RNA, 1293 nt
Organism: Penicillium lagena
Lineage: Eukaryota; Fungi; Ascomycota; Eurotiomycetes; Eurotiales; Aspergillaceae
Exons: 3
Coding region: 1-1293 (430 amino acids)
Source: RefSeq, a predicted model, not a curated record